UCUUUACUUUCGUAAAUCAUACUUGUCUUGUGGUGCAAGAGGUGAAGUGACUACUAAGAAUUCUCUGAAUUCUAAAUAUUUUAUUUCAUUUAGUGAAUAAAUUCUACAAAUAAAAAUGGCUCCUCCAUACUAUGCUGAUCUUGGAAAGAAGGCCAGUGAUGUCUUCUCCAAGGGAUAUCACUUUGGAGUCUUUAAACUGGAUUUGAAGACCAAGAGCGAGUCAGGUGUUGAGUUUAGCAGUGGCAUCACCUCUAACCAAGAAAGUGGAAAGGUCUUUGGUAGUCUUUCAUCUAAAUAUGCAGUGAAAGACUAUGGCCUUACAUUCACAGAAAAGUGGAACACUGACAACACAUUGGCCACAGAUAUUACCAUCCAGGACAAGAUAGCUGCUGGCCUUAAGGUUACACUUGAGGGUACUUUUGCGCCACAGACCGGAAGUAAGACUGGUAAAUUGAAGACAUCAUUUUCCAAUGACACUGUUGCUGUCAAUACAAACUUAGACCUUGACUUGGCUGGACCUCUUGUGGAUGUUGCGGCCGUUCUCAAGUACCAGGGAUGGCUCGCUGGUGCACACACGCAGUUUGACACACAAAAGGCUAAGUUCUCCAAGAACAACUUUGCCUUUGGUUACCAGACCAAUGACUUUGCUUUGCACACCAAUGUUGAUAAUGGCAAGGAUUUUGGUGGAUCUAUCUACCAAAAGGUAUCAGACCAGCUUGAUUGUGGUGUCAGCAUGAAGUGGACUUCUGGUUCCUCAGACACACUGUUUGGUGUUGGAGCUAAGUUUGCUCUGGAUCAGGAUGCUUCUUUGCAUGCUAAGAUCAACAACAAGUCUCUCAUUGGUCUUGGCUACCAGCAGAAACUUCGCCCAGGCGUGACUCUGACGCUCUCUGCCGCUAUCGACGGCCAGAACUUUAAUGCUGGAGGCCACAAAGUCGGCGUUGCCCUAGAACUUGAACCCUAGGCAUUUAAUCAAGCCAACUGCUUUUUAGUUUUGUAGAUAAAAUACAUAACACUUUACAAUUAUCGAGAAAACGUAUGUUAUAAAUCAAGUCAUACAUUUGAAUGCAUCUGCUUUACAGUAUUCUGAGCGUGUAACGCUACAUUUAAAAACUCUUUCUGUUUCAAUUUAGUGCCAUUCAAUAUAUUAAAUAUAUCGGCAAUGAGCGCUGUCCUAAUCUUUAUUAGCGUUCUUUCAUUAUGUGUGUUUAAGACAUGCUGUAUACCAUGAAACUCAUCUGAUUCAAUUUUAUUUUUUCGAAUUAACUUUAUUGAUAUCAGCUGUUUCAUCUUGUAAAUAAACACCUAUGGUGUGUCCUAUUGAUUGAUUGAGAAUAAAAUGAAUAGUCUGUUGGAAA
Messenger RNA from Melitaea cinxia (Glanville fritillary), 1358 nucleotides. Its product is annotated as voltage-dependent anion-selective channel-like. Gene Ontology annotation, biological process: monoatomic anion transmembrane transport. NCBI's taxonomy places the organism in Eukaryota, Metazoa, Arthropoda, Insecta, Lepidoptera, Nymphalidae. The coding region runs from base 116 to 964 and encodes 282 amino acids. Gene Ontology annotation, cellular component: mitochondrial outer membrane. The record is from RefSeq and is a predicted model, not a curated record. The transcript has 6 exons. Gene Ontology annotation, molecular function: voltage-gated monoatomic anion channel activity.